AUGACUUCUUCAACUUCUUCACAAGAACAAAUCUCUGAACAAACUCAAAUCUCUAAUACUCCAACAGAGAAAACAGCUUCCUUAGCGUUAUCAGAUGCCAUAAAAAUCGAAAAUGAUAUAACUUCUGCAGAACCAUCUAGUUCUGUACCUGACACAGUCAUCAAGGUUGAAAAGGACGCUAUUGACCCAGAAAUAAAAUUAGAACGCACUCCAGAUCAGAUUGAGGAAGAGAAGAAAAAAAUAUUGAGACAAGUAGAAUAUUAUUUUAGUGAUAUGAAUUUACCAAAGGAUAGAUUUUUAAAUGAAGUAAGAUCAAAGAACCCCGAAGGAUGGAUUCCAUUGAAAAUGAUCUGCAAGUUCAAGAAAAUGCAGGUCUACAAAGAUUAUAACUUGAUCGUUGAGACGUUAAGAGGAUCACCAAAUCUGCUUGAGGUUGAUGAGAAAGGGGAGCACGUCAGACGAAAGACUCCCGUCAUGAUUGACAUCCCCCAACAUAUCAAAGAUACUACAAUUUGGAGAUCAAUUUACGUAAAAGGGUUUAAUAAAGAAGAGAUUGAUUCAAACUAUGAGAAAGAAGUUGCAUCCUUCUUUUCACAAUUUAGUAAAGUUGAAAAAUCUUUUGCGAGAAAAAAAGAUGAUGGCACUUACAAGGAUUCUUUUUUUGUCGAAUUCGUUUCACAUGAAGAAGCAAAGAGAGUGUCGGAGAUGGAUUUAACAUAUAAGGACGCAAAGCUUAAUAUGAUGAUGAAGUUUGAUUACUGUGAAAUGAAAUGCAUCGAGAAGGGCCUUGAUCCCAACACCAUGCGAUUACAGAAAUCUACAGUCAAGAAAGAGAAACGUCCUUAUAAAAAAUCGCCCUCCGGUUGUUUGCUACAUUUCGAAGGUGCAGGUCCAAAUUCAACUUACUCGACCAUUCGGACACAAAUGCAUAAUGAUUUUGGUGAAGUUAAAUUUGUACAAUACGACCCACAAACUUUAUCCGGGGUUAUCCAAUUUGUUCAACCUAUUGCCCAUAAAGUUAUCGAGUCUCCUUCAUUUGAAAACUUGAGAUUUGAUAAUGUUCAACCUAAACUCAGGGUUCUCAAAGAUGACGAAGAAAAAGAAUAUUAUCGGAAAAAAAAGAGUGAUAAACUCGAAAGAAUCAAACAAGAACAUUCCCCAUCUGAAGAUUCCCCAACGGUUUCUGGAGUAAAACGUAAGUCCAACGAAGCCAACAGUCCUGAAUUACCCGAAGAAGUGCGACCAAAGUCUCCCAAAUUGGAACCCGUUGAGUGA
Messenger RNA from Funneliformis mosseae, 1275 nucleotides. The record is from the annotation of a GenBank genome assembly. Lineage: Eukaryota; Fungi; Glomeromycota; Glomeromycetes; Glomerales; Glomeraceae.